GGCAAACUUCAUAAAAUGUCACCCCGGUUAAAGAAAUAGCUAACUUUAAAAGACGUACAAAGAAGAAAAAAAGCUUUUUAUUUAAUUAACUAAUCAUCUUUUAUAAUAUUGGGGACAAUAAGAAGAAAAUAUAGUCAUAAAACAAAAAUUAAAGGCAACAAAAAUUAAAACACAAUGAGUUUCUCCAGCGAUGAAGUAAACUUUCUUGUUUAUCGCUAUCUCCAGGAAUCAGGUUUUCAUCAUUCGGCUUUUACCUUUGGAGUGGAAUCGCACAUUUCUCAAAGUAACAUCAAUGGAGCUCUUGUGCCGCCAGCGGCUUUGCUUACAAUUCUUCAGAAAGGUCUUAUGUACACAGAAAUUGAAUGGAGUGUGGGUGAUUCGGGUGAUGUGUCACGGCCCAUCGAAGGACUUAGUCUGAUUGAUGCUGUGAUGCCAGAAAUAAAGACUCCCAAGCCACCGGUUAAGCCUGAGGUGAAAAACGAACCAGUUAAAGUUGAGACCCAGAUCAAAAUGGAAACUGCUCCAUCGGAAGCGGCAGCGUCUAAUGGCGCGGAACAAGAAGCUGCUGCCACAACAACUACCACUGCUACAACUUCCACACCCACAGUGACUUCAUCGACGCCAGUCACAACGCAGACUACAACAACGCAACAACAGCAAGCCCAGCAGCAGCAACAACAGCAACAGCAGCAGACUCAACAGCAACAACAACAACAACAGCAGCAGCAGGCUCAACCACAGCAACAGCAACAACAACAGCAGCAGCAACAGGCCCAGCAACAACAAACAACACAAGGACCCGCUGAAUCCAUGGAAGUGGAUCAGAGCAUCGAAAUCCCAGCCUCAAAGGCCACUGUGCUGCGUGGUCACGAGAGUGAGGUAUUCAUCUGUGCUUGGAAUCCCAGCCGGGAUCUGCUGGCUAGUGGAUCCGGUGAUAGUACAGCGAGAAUCUGGGACAUGUCUGGCACUCCAACGAGUCCCAACCAGUUGGUGUUGCGACACUGCAUACAAAAAGGAGGAGCCGAGGUUCCCAGCAACAAGGAUGUCACUUCGCUGGACUGGAAUUGCGAAGGAACUUUGUUAGCCACUGGAAGCUACGAUGGUUAUGCCCGCAUUUGGACAACUGCUGGAGUUCUUGCUUCCACUUUGGGUCAACACAAAGGUCCCAUAUUUGCGUUGAAGUGGAACAAACGAGGAAACUACAUCCUCUCAGCGGGUGUUGACAAAACCACAAUCAUCUGGGACGCUGCCACUGGCCAGUGCACCCAACAAUUUUCAUUCCACAAUGCCCCCGCCCUGGACGUUGACUGGCAAUCGAACUUGUCAUUUGCGUCCUGCAGUACUGAUCAACGUAUACACGUUUGCAAACUGGGCGUUGAGAAGCCAAUCAAGUCCUUCCAAGGACACACUAACGAAGUAAAUGCCAUCAAAUGGGAUCCCCAGGGUCAGCUGUUGGCAUCCUGCUCCGACGAUAUGACUUUAAAGGUUUGGUCAAUGAAGAACGACACUUGUGUGCAUGAUCUCCAAGCCCAUUCCAAGGAAAUCUAUACGAUAAAAUGGUCUCCAACCGGACCGGGUACCCAGAAUCCCAACACCAAUCUGAUUCUAGCCUCGGCAUCAUUCGACUCCACUGUACGUUUGUGGGACGUGGAACGAGGUGUAUGCAUUCACACUCUGACCAAACACACCGAACCCGUCUAUUCGGUUGCCUUCAGUCCAGACGGAAAGCAUCUGGCUUCGGGCAGUUUCGACAAAUGUGUCCACAUUUGGAACACACAAACAGGUCAAUUGGUUCACAGCUACAAAGGAACCGGAGGAAUAUUUGAGGUCUGUUGGAAUUCGAACGGCACAAAAGUGGGUGCCAGUGCUUCCGAUGGCAGUGUCUUUGUUCUGGAUCUGAGAAGAUUUUGAGAUACAAUUGGCAGUGAUAGUGAACUGCAAUAGGAUUAGGGGAAGGCGGGCGUUUUGCAUGAAAUAUGGACAAAUCAACAUUUUUUUGUGAAAGCUUGAAAGAAUAUUAUGUAAUUGCUUAAAGGUAUAAUUAUAUUAACAAUUUAGAUUUGGAUA
Messenger RNA from Eupeodes corollae, 2067 nucleotides. RefSeq names its product F-box-like/WD repeat-containing protein TBL1XR1-B (gene ebi). Gene Ontology annotation, cellular component: histone deacetylase complex. Gene Ontology annotation, molecular function: protein binding; transcription corepressor activity. Gene Ontology annotation, biological process: regulation of transcription by RNA polymerase II. NCBI's taxonomy places the organism in Eukaryota, Metazoa, Arthropoda, Insecta, Diptera, Syrphidae. The record is from RefSeq and is a predicted model, not a curated record. The transcript has 4 exons. Bases 175 to 1911 code for a protein of 578 amino acids.